Molecule: messenger RNA, 4735 nt
Organism: Drosophila serrata
Lineage: Eukaryota; Metazoa; Arthropoda; Insecta; Diptera; Drosophilidae
Source: RefSeq, a predicted model, not a curated record
AAACCAAAUCGCCAGACUGACUAUUACGAUAUCUCGCCACGCCCCUUUGGAGUGCCAGCGGCAUCGGCGGUAUCUGGAGCUGGAGCUGGAGCGGGAGCGGGAGCGGGAGCCGGAGCGGGUAGUGGUGCAUCGCUGACCAAUGGCUUCACACGCUCGAAGGCGAUACGGAAUGGAGCGGGCAAUAGCCUGAACGGAGGAGGAUUCCAGCCGCAGACGCAGCGCGUCAAUGUGCCCCACCAGCAGACGCAAUUUCUGGCCCACUUCAGCGAGUCCGGGAACGACAAGCGUCCGGCGACGCCGUCCAACACUCGGCCGUAUGGCAAUGGCGGUGGCUUCUCACCCAGUCGGACACGGACCCAGGCCCCGGUUUCGGCGCUGCCCGAGAACCCAGCCACGCCCGCCUCUACGCCCUUUAGGCCAAGGAAUCGGUAUCAGCCAGGAAGCAGUGCCACUCCAUCCAGCACCUCAACGACCACGGACAGUGCGGAGGUCACCAGCAAACGGUACAAUCGCUUUGGCAGCAACCGGGUCAAGUCCACCAGCACCACCUCGACUACGCAGAACACUCCAUCGGAACGUCCAAGCUUUGGCAGGAAGUCCCCGAAUCCCCGACGGCCAGUGUUCAUCAGUCGCGAGGUGAACGAGCCCGUGAGCUUGGUCAGCAAGAGGCCCUUCAACUACAGCGCAGCCAGGCUGAAGUUACCCGCCAGACCCACCGCUCGCACCACUAGCACCACCGAGAGCGCCGAGGAGGAGGAAGAGGAGGCCCUGGACGAGGAUCAGGACGAUGAGGAUCAGGAGAACAGCGACGAGCAGUAUGAGCAGGAAUCCGAUGAGGGACCGGAGGAUCAUUCGCAGUCUUCCAGUUUGGAGAAACUGCCCCUUCAGGAGGAGAAUGUUACCCCAGUGACAGUGGCCAAGAGUGAAGCAUCUCCACCUGCGGAGCCCUCCGAGGUCACCACCAUUUCGGAAGUAGAUAAUGAGAGCAGCACCGCUAGCACCGAAGAAAGCCAAACGGAUGUCUCGGAAGUAACCAACGCCGAAGUGGAGGCCACCACCUUGGUCUCUGCUCAGGAAGAGGAGAUCGCUGAGGAAGCCACAACCAUUAUGCCGCAGGAGAACCAGUCCACCGAGGAACUCCAAGUGGAAGAACAAGCCGUGACCACUGAGACACCCGUUGAGAGCACCUCCGAGCAGGAGGAAGUUGUGAGCCCAAAGGCGGAGGAGAAACCAGAACAGGAGCCCAAAUCCACGAAGCAGGAGGAGCACAGUUCGUCCAAGCAGGAAAGCCACAGCUCAUCCAAGCAGGAAGAGCAAUCCGAGUCCCAGUACGAUGAUGAAGGCGAAGGGGAGGACUAUGAAUACGACGAUGAGGAAGGCGGCGAAGACUCAACCAAAGAGGUGGAAGCGCAGGACUCCAAGCCGUCAUCCACUCCCAGUGCCGAGCAUGUGGAUGAUCGCGAAAUCAUAUCGGUUGUUACCACCAAGAGUGUGGUCAAUGGAUCUACCGUUCUGCCAGCGCCAGUCACGCCUAGUUCCAACACCAUAACAGAGGAGGAGGGAGAGGAAUCCCUGUCCGAGCUGAAGGUGGACACCACCACUCCCAUUACCCUGGAAACGGAAGAAAAGGGAUCCAAUGCCACGGAGAACUAUGUCGUGGUGGCUUCCAUUCAGCCCAGUCGCAGCAUCAAUGGUGCCAGGUUCCUGCCCUUCCCCGCCAUCGAGCAGGAGGAGACCAAGCAGACCCUAUCUGAGCUGGAGCGGAAGGUGCACUCCAAGCAGCAGAAGCAGCCAGAGGGCAGUGAAGAGGUUCCCGUCGUCAGCUCAUCCGUUCAGCCACCGGUGGCUGCCUCCACCGAGAGCAUUAUCGAUAAGCUGGAUCGCGUGCAGUCAGAGCUCUCCAGCGGCCUGCUUUCUGGCAAGUAUCCCAUCAUCAGCCAGAUGGACUCAUCGACCCCGGCGACCAGCACCACCGCUGCAUCGGGCUCUGGCAAGUUCGUGCCCCACAUAAGGAAGUUCCAGCCCAGGACAACCUCUGCUCCCAGCACCACCAGCAGUGGCAGCAAACUCAAGGUACAGCACUUCGACGAGGGUGAAAUGGACGAGCUGGCGGGACUCCUGCCAGUGGGCUUCAAGCCCAAGUCAAGCUACAAGAACCGCAAGAUUACAACAACGACGUCCACGACAGAAGCUCCGCCGGCAGAGCUGGCAAAGCCCAAGCCAGGACGCAACUCUACCAUCAGUCGGUCCUUUAAGAGCGGCCAGGUGACAGUGCAGGACGUGGGUCUUGCGGGACUCCUGCCCAAGGGCUAUAAGCCGCCCAGGACAACUACUACCACGACUACGACAACGAAAAAACCGGAUGCCAAGCCCUCUUCUGGCCUAGAGAGUCUCUUCAGCGAGGUGAAGUUCGACGAUAGCCUGGCCGCCCUUUUGCCCAAGGACUACAAACUGAGCAGUACUCCCAAGCCGGAGGUUUCGGUGGUGGAUGACAUCUCCAAGUUCCUGCCGCCGGGCUACAAGGCGAAUGCCAGCACUCCCAGCUCGACCACUCCCCGAAACCUGCCAGUGGCUGUGCCCUUCGAUGACUUGAGCAAGUUCCUGCCGCCCGGCUAUAAGGCUCCCAAGGAGAAGGAGCAACCAAAGCUGCCGGAGGGUGCAACGCCCAUUAAAAUUGAUGACUUGAGCAGUCUGUUGCCGCCAGGAUUUAAGCUGAAUGAAACCAGCAAGACGGAGAGCGAGGCCAGCGAUGAGAUCCCUGCCUCGCUGCUGCCACCUGGCUACAAGUCGAAGAAGGUUCAUCCCGCCUCUACGACCACAACGACAGGUAAGCCCAAGGCCGCGGCAUCCAGCACCACUGAGGCAGCCGCUGUGACCGAGACUAGCGGGGGAAGCGGCCUGAAGGUUGUGUUCCCCAAGGGUUUCCACAAGCGAUUGAGUGCCCAGCGCAUCACAACUCCGCAUCCCUCUCAUGACGGCGGUGCCACUGAACCCAAAAAGGACGAAGGAUCACCGCAAGUGGUGAUCAAGAAGGGUCCUCCAACCAGAGCCACCACAGAGUUCACAGGCUGGCCAACUCCGCCAACUACUCCACUGUCCAUCGACAAGCUGAACGCACAGACCAUUAACUUUGAGGAUCUGCUGACCGCCAGUGGAACAAGUAGCACCAGUAGCAGCACCACCACGACGACGAGUACAACGACCACGACGACCCCGCGACCCACGAAACCAGGUCACUGCACCGCCGACUGCGAUCUGGCGGCCACCAUCAAGAUCAUCGAUGGCGUGGCCUGGAAACCGGAGCUGCUAGACCACAACACGCUCGAAUGGAAGAAUCUGGCCCACGAGCUGGAGGCACAGCUCAAUGAAGUCUACUCGGGAGCUUCGCAGCUGAAUAAGUGGUACAAGAAGGUGCGCAUCGAUAGCUUCAGCAAGGGCAGCGUCCUGGUCGACUAUUACGUGGAGCUGGCCAACAUCACCGAGGAUGUGGAUACCCUGGAAAUACGUCAGCUGUUCCAUGAUGCCCUAACCAAGCCAGCAACGCCAUCCGUGCCGGAUAAGGAUGCCCAGGAGAAUGAGACGGACAGUGUGUCGGGACCGCAGGAGGAGCAUUUAGUCACCGCCAGUUAUCAGAUGGGCAAAUACAUUAUUGAUCCGGUGGCCACAGAUUUUAGUGUCAUAGCGAAGAAUGUGCACACCAAUGUGGAGUAUCCCGAGGAGGAUCUGCUUAUACCCCAAUGGGCUAUUGUGGUGAUCGUUAUUGGAGUGGGCUCCCUGGUCUUUGUCAUCAUCUUUGGCGUUACAGUGCUGCUGAACCGCCAAAAGAGGGCCAAGAAGGCUCCGAUCCCUUUGACCAAUGACAUGCUGAACGAGCUCAAGGUAAACCAUAUGGGCGGUGUGGAUAACUAUGGCGUGGAUGACUUCUACAACAUAGACGAUCCCUGGAAUGAUACAAAACAGCCUAUCAAACCAAAGCGCUUCACCAACUCCAUGCACGGCAGCAACAGUUCCAACAUUUAUGACAGCUGGCGCUCCACUCGCCAUGCGCACACCAGCGGUGACUACUUCUAUGACCAACAGCCGACGUACUCCCAAAAGGGCGACUCCCUGAAGAGGCCGCAGCAUCACCACCAUCACGGAAGUCACAGCAACCACGGCCAGUACAGUGGGCGGGAUCAUCACCAGCCGCAGCAGCAUCAGCAGGCGUACGGACACCAGUAUCCGGAUGCCUUUGCCGAUGCCCACCAGAUGUACAGCUACAACAAUCAUGCGAGUAGGACGCGCUACUCGCGCGACUACGAUCCCGACUUCUGAGCUGCUUCGGAGACCUCCUCCAGCCAGGGCACCAACUAGCUUUAGUAACCUGCGAACGACUCGAGUUGUAACUUAAUAGUGUAAAGAGCGAGGAGCAGAGAGAGUAUCGUAUUUGUAAGGCUGCUAUAAUUUAUCGUAUAUACUGCCCGCUGGCCACAGCCAUAGCCUAGGCCUAGGCGUUGUGGUCAAGCAAAGCUAUCUACUUCUUACACCCAAUAUAUGGAGCUGCUAUAUCCGGAUGCCUUACACUUCCUUACACACUUAAUAUGUAUACGUUUGAAGGAAAUGUUCAUUAAUAGACCUUUGGGGCAUGCCCCGAAAUUAAAUAGUCAUGCACUCUUAGUUAAUCUUAGCGAGUAAGUAAGAAAUAGAUACACUACAUAUAUACUUUGUAUUAUUUAAAGUACUGGCGGCUUGCUAU